AGCCAGCCACGCACGCGAAGCAACGACGCGAGCGGCAGCCAAUCUCCCGGAGAAAGCCAAGCCAAGGUCGCCGCCCGCCGCCCGCCGCCGCCAUGGGGAGUCUCGGCGGCAUGUCCGACUACGAGAGCGUCCGCGACGCCCGCAUCUCCGAGAACCUGGCCCGGAUGGAGAUGCUCGGCCUGCGCCGCUGCGCCGGGGAGCUCAGCGCCAUCACCUCCGCCUCGGCGUCGGCCGCCAGCCGCCGCGCCGGGAUCGUCGGCACCCCCAGGAAGAGCCCCAGGCCGCCGCGGGCGCUCACCCCGCUCCGCCGCUCCGGUCGGUUCAGCGCCAUCGCCGCCGCCGCGGCCCCGACCGGCUCUGCGUCGGGCCCUCGACGCUCCGCCCGGCUGAAUGGGCGGACCUUGGAGUUCAAGGCGCUGCCUCUGAAAGGAUCUUUGAGUAAGUUCGCUGCGGAGGAAGCAGAGGAAGAGGAAGAUGGGGAAGAAGAGAAGAAAGCGGCGGUGGUGAUCGACAAGGAGAGGGUGCGGAUCCUGCAGGAACGGAGGUGUGACAGCAAGGGGAGGGGCGCCGUGUACGACACUGUUCUUGGGAUUUGCUGCCAUUUCUGCAGACAGAAGAAAUUGUGCGGUGAGGAGGGCUGCAAGCGCUGCGGGGAAGGAGACCUGAACCAACCUUGCAUAGGGAAGACUGACUGCUCUUCUUGCCAUUCUUCUUAUGGGAUACUCUGCCGUGGCUGCCUGAAAGUGAGGUAUGGGGAAGAUAUGGAUGAGGUCAGGAAGAACAAGAACUGGAUGUGCCCUCAUUGCAUCGAGGAGAAAGGUAUCAAGCAAUUCUGGAUAUGCAACAGCUCCAUCUGCUUGAAGAAGAGGAAGUUAUCACCAACUGGAAUAGCCAUAUAUGACGCGCGGGAGCAAGGUUACGAGUCUGUUGCGCACCUUCUCAUGGACAAGCUGAAGUGCCGAGCAUUCUGACGUGUUCUUUGCCAUUCAGAGACGUUGAUGAUGGUUGGUACUUGCUAGUGUAGCGGAAGGUGGAAGGCAUCCUUUUGUUUUGUUUUGUUGACACUUGACAGUAGGCGUGACGCAUCUAGUGUAGAAACGAGUACCACUUUUGUGCUCAAGAUUGUGAAUUUAGUGGACCUUUUGUAGCCGAUGUUUCCAUAUACCGUUUGUUUUGAGGGCAACUGGACUAUUGACUAUUCUUCUGAAGAUCCAUGCAAGGAAACAUGUAUUGCUUUGUGAAUCAGUGGUUGAUGUGAUGACCGUAGCUGUCUGCUUCUGGCUAAUUUUAU
Molecule: messenger RNA, 1291 nt
Organism: Oryza brachyantha (malo sina)
Lineage: Eukaryota; Viridiplantae; Streptophyta; Magnoliopsida; Poales; Poaceae
Product: cell division cycle-associated 7-like protein
Exons: 8
Coding region: 93-971 (292 amino acids)
Biological process (GO): regulation of DNA-templated transcription
Cellular component (GO): nucleus
Source: RefSeq, a predicted model, not a curated record